ACUGCGGAGACCCAUCCCCUCCCCCCAAACCACCACGCAGGCGGUGUGUCAGUCAGUGUAGAGUCCGACAGUCUGUCUGGUGAGACCUGGGCCUCGUGCCGUCACUUUUCCCGCCGCACUGGGCGGCCCAGGCCGCUCCCUGCUGGCCCUCCCCGCCGCCACCAUGUCCUCCUUCUCCGAGUCAGCUCUAGAGAAGAAGCUCUCGGAGCUGAGCAACUCUCAGCAAAGCGUGCAGACCCUGUCCCUGUGGCUUAUUCACCACCGCAAGCACGCGGGGCCCAUCGUCUCCGUGUGGCACCGCGAGCUCCGCAAAGCCAAAUCAAAUAGAAAGCUUACUUUUCUGUACUUAGCAAAUGAUGUCAUCCAAAAUAGUAAAAGAAAAGGACCUGAAUUCACUAGAGAAUUUGAAUCUGUCCUUGUGGAUGCUUUCUCUCAUGUUGCCAGAGAGGCAGAUGAAGGCUGUAAAAAACCUUUAGAAAGAUUGCUGAACAUCUGGCAAGAAAGAAGUGUGUAUGGCGGCGAGUUCAUACAGCAGCUGAAGCUGUCUAUGGAGGACUCCAAGAGCCCUCCCCCCAAAGUAACAGAAGAGAAGAAGUCUUUAAAGCGAACUUUUCAGCAGAUACAAGAGGAGGAGGAUGACGACUACCCUGGAAGUUACUCUCCGCAAGACCCUUCAGCAGGACCACUCUUGACUGAGGAACUAAUCAAAGCUUUGCAAGAUCUGGAAAAUGCUGCAUCUGGGGAUGCUACCGUCCGACAGAAAAUUGCCUCUCUGCCCCAGGAAGUGCAAGAUGUUUCUCUAUUAGAAAAAAUAACAGACAAAGAGGCAGCUGAACGUCUUUCAAAAACAGUGGAUGAAGCAUGUCUGUUACUAGCAGAAUACAACGGGCGCCUGGCGGCAGAACUGGAAGACCGGCGCCAGCUGGCUCGGAUGUUGGUGGAGUAUACCCAGAACCAGAAAGAUGUUUUGUCAGAAAAGGAGAAAAAACUAGAAGAAUAUAAGCAGAAGCUUGCUCGGGUAACCCAGGUCCGCAAGGAACUGAAGUCCCACAUUCAGAGCUUGCCAGAUCUCUCACUGCUGCCCAACGUCACAGGGGGCUUGGCCCCCCUGCCAUCUGCUGGUGACCUGUUUUCAACUGACUAA
Chrysochloris asiatica (Cape golden mole) is the source of this 1144-nucleotide messenger RNA. RefSeq names its product regulation of nuclear pre-mRNA domain containing 1B (gene RPRD1B). Gene Ontology annotation, molecular function: RNA polymerase II C-terminal domain binding. Gene Ontology annotation, cellular component: RNA polymerase II, holoenzyme. The transcript has 7 exons. Lineage: Eukaryota; Metazoa; Chordata; Mammalia; Afrosoricida; Chrysochloridae. Gene Ontology annotation, biological process: mRNA 3'-end processing. The record is from RefSeq and is a predicted model, not a curated record. The coding region runs from base 164 to 1144 and encodes 326 amino acids.